This is a messenger RNA of Microthlaspi erraticum, 861 nucleotides long. The record is from the annotation of a GenBank genome assembly. Lineage: Eukaryota; Viridiplantae; Streptophyta; Magnoliopsida; Brassicales; Brassicaceae.
AUGGGUAACGUGAACGCGAGAGAAGACGCGAAUAGUAACAACGCAUCUGCGGUUGAAGACGACGACGCUCGUGAAGCCAUGUCCGCCGCUUCCGACGGUAACCACCACGCCGCACCACCUGAGCUCAUGGGUCAAUCCCCUCCUCACAGCCCUCGCGCCACCCAAUCCCCUCUCAUGUUCGCUCCUCAGGUUCCGGAGCUUCCACUUCAAAGACCAGAUGAAAUCCACAUCCCAAACCCAUCGUGGAUGCAAACUCCAUCUUCAUUGUACGAAGAAGCUUGCAACGAGCAAGGCAUCCCAACGAUGAUCACUUGGUGCCACGGAGGCAAAGAAAUCGCCGUUGAGGGAUCAUGGGACAAUUGGAAAACAAGAAGCCGUCUGCAGAGAUCUGGUAAAGACUUCACGAUAAUGAAAGUGCUUCCUUCAGGCGUCUAUGAGUACAGGUUCAUUGUCGAUGGACAGUGGAGGCAUGCCCCUGAGCUUCCCAUGGCUCGAGAUGAUGCUGGAAACACUUUCAACAUCUUGGACCUCCAGGACUAUGUGCCUGAAGACAUUCAGAGCAUAUCUGGAUUUGAGCCACCGCAAUCACCAGAGGCUAGUUACAGCAACUUGCUUCUUGGACCUGAUGACUACUCCAAAGAACCGCCUGUGGUUCCACCGCACUUGCAGAUGACGCUGCUGAACUUGCCUCCAGCGAACCCGGACAUUCCAUCUCCGUUGCCGAGGCCUCAGCAUGUCAUUCUCAACCAUCUUUACAUGCAGAAGGGCAAAAGCGGUCCCUCUGUGGUUGCCCUUGGUUCCACUCACCGGUUUCUUGCAAAGUAUGUGACUGUUGUGCUCUACAAGUCCCUGCAGAGGUGA